Molecule: messenger RNA, 1728 nt
Organism: Maudiozyma barnettii
Lineage: Eukaryota; Fungi; Ascomycota; Saccharomycetes; Saccharomycetales; Saccharomycetaceae
Gene: TBF1
Product: Tbf1p
Exons: 1
Coding region: 1-1728 (575 amino acids)
Biological process (GO): telomere maintenance via telomere lengthening
Molecular function (GO): double-stranded telomeric DNA binding; protein homodimerization activity
Source: RefSeq, a predicted model, not a curated record
AUGUCUACUGUUGAUAGCGAGGUUGAUUCUGAAAACCUAAACAGAUUUAAUAAUGUUGUUCAGAAUUUACCAAUUAGAACGAAAUUAACUAUCUCUUCAUUAUGUCUACUAGAUAAUAUCUCCACUCAGUUGUUAAGAUUCUUAAUCUUUAACUCAAAUUCUCCACAAGUUAUCGCUCUAUAUACUGAACAUGGCACUUAUUUAAGUUCAGGUGAAACUGAAAUCUUUCAAACUCUGUUGAAACUGUUCAAACAAGUCCGUUUAAUCUAUAACACUAGAUCACCUUUAUUACAAGUUCAUGAUGUAGCCCCAGGUCUUUGGUUUCCUAAUUCACCACCUCCUUCUCUAUUGAGAGGUCAUGAAGCUUAUAUUAUUACUGCUAUUCGUAAAGCUAACUUGUUAACAUUCAUUUUGACCACCUUGGGUUGCUUCUCUUAUGGUUUUGAAUUGUUACAGUCAUCAUUCUUAGAUAUAUUCUGUCCAAAUACUAUGUUUGCAGGUUCUGAUUCAUCAGAUCAAAUUGGGAAAUUUUUAAAAUCUCAAGCUAUCCUAUACUUGGAUUUAAAGACUCAGGCUUUCAUUGCAGGCCUUAGAGAUAGUAAAGGCGACUCUAACGAUAUUCCUGAUGAUAAAAAAUUGGAAUUGUUGCAAGAGAUAUUUCCGGAUAAUUUAUCUAAUCAACUGAUCUCUAGAAGAAUUGGUUCCACAGAGGUUAAUGAAACUGAUACAAUGACUCCAUCUGAAGUUGAUUUCAUUGAAAGAUGUGAACGUCGUAAAGAAAAUCUGUCAAAAUUCACUAAGUUUGACGAUUUAAUGGAAUCGCAUGAUUGGAAUCAUUUCAUUAAGGAGAUCCUUGAUUAUUGUAACAGAAAUAUGGGUCUGAUCAUUUGGGGUAGAAGAGGCCGCGGGAAAUCUCCAUUAUAUGCAUUUGACAAGAAUGAAUUUGAUAAUCAAGUCUUAUACUCAAGUGGUGCAGUGGCUCCACAAGUUGGUAAUGGUGAUGAUGAUGAUACGACUCAAAAUAAUGACGAGGAUAUAAAUCUACAUCUGGAUGAUGACAUCGCUUCAAGUGAUAGCCGUGCAGGUCCAGAUUUUGCAUCAUCUAUGGCUUCAUUCAGUAGUACAUCUAAGAAUAUAAAUGAUAAUGUGAAGAAAAUGACACAGAAUUUAGUGAAUGCUGCAAUUGCAGCUUCGGCUACUAGUGGUAUUAAGAAAUUGAAACCAAAGAGGACUUGGUCUCAAAGAGAAAAUGAGGCACUAAAGGAUGGUUUAAUGGAGGUCGGGCCGUCCUGGUCAAAGAUUUUGGAUCUUCAUGGUCCAGGUGGUAAAAUUUCUGAGGAUUUGAAGAAUAGAACACAAGUCCAAUUGAAGGAUAAAGCAAGAAAUUGGAAAUUACAUUAUUUGAAGAGUGGUAAACCACUUCCAGAAUAUCUAACUAAAGUAACAGGUAAUUUAUCCAAGAUUCAAAAGACCAAAAAGGUUAAAACAGUACUAUCUUCUGCCCCACAAGCGUCGUCAUCCGCUACAAAUGAAGAUGAUACUGCGGCGGCUGCUCCAAGUGGUUCUCAUGUGAAUGAUGUUGGUGUUUCUUUAGAUACCGAAUUAUCGCAAAGAGAUGAGGAUGAGGAUGAUGAAGAUACUCAAAAGGGUAGUCAAGAAAACGGGUUAUUUGGUAACGGACAUAAUGAUACCGAGUCAUUCGAUCCAAAUUUGGAAAGUAGUAUGUGA